Drosophila takahashii is the source of this 2062-nucleotide messenger RNA. RefSeq names its product Synaptosomal-associated protein 25kDa (gene Snap25). NCBI's taxonomy places the organism in Eukaryota, Metazoa, Arthropoda, Insecta, Diptera, Drosophilidae. The record is from RefSeq and is a predicted model, not a curated record. Gene Ontology annotation, molecular function: SNAP receptor activity; syntaxin binding. Gene Ontology annotation, cellular component: plasma membrane; SNARE complex. Gene Ontology annotation, biological process: synaptic vesicle fusion to presynaptic active zone membrane; synaptic vesicle priming; exocytosis.
UUCAAUUUGCCUUUUGGUAUUUGUACAGCUCUGUGAAUUUCUUCUGAGAAUUUUACGAAAGUAUUACUUACUUCUAUUUAUACAUAAAACUCUGAAAACUUUAAGAAGACAGAAUGCCAGCGGACCCAUCAGAAGAAAUGGCCACUCCUCAGGUCCCCAAAACCGAGCUAGAAGAGCUGCAAAUUAGUGCGCAAGGCGUAGCUGAUGAGUCCCUGGAAAGUACGAGACGUAUGCUUGCUCUCUGCGAAGAGAGCGCGGAAGUUGGAAUGCGAAGCAUUGUAAUGCUGGAUGAGCAAGGAGAACAACUGGACCGCAUUGAAGAAGGAAUGGAUCAAAUUAAUGCUGAUAUGAGAGAAGCUGAAAAAAAUUUAAGUGGAAUGGAAAAAUGCUGCGGCAUUUGUGUCCUUCCAUGCAAUAAAAGCCAAUCCUUUAAAGAAGAUGAUGGAACCUGGAAAGGUAAUGAUGAUGGAAAAGUUGUGAAUAAUCAACCACAAAGAGUUAUGGAUGAUAGGAAUGGAAUGAUGGCACAAGCGGGAUAUAUUGGCAGGAUAACGAAUGAUGCUAGAGAGGAUGAAAUGGAAGAAAACAUGGGCCAAGUAAACACAAUGAUAGGAAACCUCCGUAACAUGGCUUUGGAUAUGGGUUCUGAGCUGGAAAAUCAAAACCGUCAAAUUGACAGAAUUAAUCGAAAGGGUGAAUCUAAUGAAGCGAGAAUAGCUGUUGCUAAUCAAAGGGCCCAUCAACUAUUAAAAUAAUGAGAUUAUAAGGCGGCGAAUAUAUAUUCAUAAACAAUUCAAUAAUAUUUAUUCUGAUUUUUACGUGUGCUAUUAAAAAACAUUAUUCACGGAUUCCAGUCACCUAUUUGUGCUCCGAAAGUUAUAAACAACUUCUACAUGUAAUGAAAAUAUGCUAUAACUACCCAAAAGAGAUAAAAAACAUUCCAAUUUUAUUUUAUUGCAUAAUUUUAUAAUAUUUAAAUUCGAUUAAUGUUUGGCACUAUAGCUCCAACUUCGAUCAACUGGUCCGACUAAUAGGAUUAGUAGGAUUAUUAAUACUUACGGUUUGGUCAGUUGACCCUUGCUAUCGGGGGUGCCACAGAAAUCGCUUAGCGCUGUAUUGGAGUUUGUUUCUUAUGUUCAUCAAUUUACAAUUUUUUAUGGCUUCAGCGCCAAUCGAUUAUCGUGGCAGCCCUGUAUAUGUGUUAAGGUUGAAUUUAUUAAUCCUUAUAUAUAAUUUAAAAGUAAAAGAAAGUAUAACUAUUUUUAAUAAAUUAAAUGUACGUAAAGUGAUAUGUUUUUUUUUAAUAUAAAAUAAACUGGAGCAGAACGAAUUUCAGAAAUCUUUUCGGGUGAAACUCGAGGUGAACUCAUACGUAAAUCAACACAAGUUCCUUUUAAACCCGAAGAGAUUUCUGUGUUACCCUUCGUAGUGGGUAUUUUGCGUGUUGUGUACUUAAAAUAUUCAACCUUGUACAAGUUUAAAUUAAAUUACCUUAAGCUGGUAUUAUAUCGUAGAUCGUUUGCAAUCUCCUGUCUACACGCUGCAAAACUUAAAAAAAACUUGUCAGUUUAUAUGCUGCAAUGAAUCAGAGUAACAUUUUAAUAGCUUGGUUAUUGCUACCAGCUUUGAGAGAGCGUGUAAAAAGGAAAUGUGUGGUGAACAUGACAAGCCUGAAAGGCUUCCGAUGCACCAUAAUUUUAAUUUUCAUAAUUUUAAAGCUGUAUAGGUUUUUGAUCAUUCUAGAUUUUCAUUGAGAACUAAGCUACUAAGUUUUAAUUAUUAGGUAUCAAGCAAUGUAAGUUGAUAAAAAAUUUUAAAAAGUACACAACUUUUUGGUACAUCAGUUACAUAAAUAUAGUUUAAGUAAAAGCACAACAAAUUAUUAUAUAAAAAAUCAUCAAUCAAAUUAACACUAACAUACCUUCUUAUAAAGUCUGGUACUAGUAACAUUUUUUGCUCACUUCAAAAUGUUAUUAAUUCCUUUUGCGUGUUAGGAUAUUUUUUAAUUAAAAUAAUCAAAAAAGAAUCAAAUGUAUGAAUUGAAAUAAAUUAUCGGUCUACA